GCAGUUUGGCGCCCGCCUAACUAAGCGGCUUCCCGCGAACGGACCGGAAAUAAGGUGAUGAUUCCGUCUCUCGCCCGCCCGGCACGCGCCCGCAAACUCCAUCUUUUACGCUUUGUAGACGAAGGGCGUCCGUCGGGCUCGGCCGACCUGCCAUGAUGACUCCUUAUUUUAAGCCACUCCUCCUUACCCACCCCGUCCGCUUCAUCCGAGUGCGAGGAGGAGAAAAGGCGACAGUGAAAUAUACACCGUCGAACGCAUUCUCUCCCGCGAAAUCCAUGGCUGUGCAUCGACGGAGAUUGUUUUGUUUAGAAUAGGCUGAGUCCAUGACGAUGAUGGACGGCCUCGAGUCGCGACGCAUCGAUGGCGUCACCGGCGACAACGAGCACAACCUUCACCACAACCACCACGCGCCGCCGCCACACCACGCGCCCAACGGCGACGGCGGCGGCGGUGGCGGCGACAUGGAGCUGCAGCCGCGGCUCUCGUCCACGAGCACCACCGCGACCGUCCGCCGCUCGCUGCACCGCACCCGGUCGCAGAACGGCUACGGCGUGUCGGACGGGCCCAGCAGCGACAGCGAUGGCCAAGGCGAAGCAGCAGCGUCAGCAGCGGCAGCGGCAGCAGCAAGUGAAAACAGCGGAGGCGGACGCCCUGGCAGCGAAAAGGAUCCCUUCGAGGUCGGUUGGGACAAUGGAGAUGAGGACCCCCUCUGCCCGCGGAGCUUCAGCAAGGCGCGCAAGUGGCUCAUUCUCUUCAUCGUCUCGCACGUCAGCCUAUGCGUCACCUGCGCCAGCUCCAUCUACACGUCCACGUACGCCCAGAUGGAGGCCGAGUUUGGCAACUCGCGCAUCGUCUCCGUCCUGGGCCUGUCGACCUUCGUCCUGGGCCUCAGCUGCGGGCCCAUGCUCCUCAGCCCCCUGAGCGAGUUCUUCGGCCGCCGCCCCAUCUACCUCGUCGCCUGGUCCAUGUACCUCGUCUGGCUCGUGCCCCAGGCCGUCGCCCGCGGCGGCCAUGCCAUCGCCACCGUCGUCGUCUUCCGCUUCCUCGACGGCUUCUCCGGGAGCGCCUUCCUCGCCGUCUCGGGCGGCACCGUCAGCGACCUCUUUGACAGGCACGAGCUCCAGGGCCCCAUGGCCCUCUUCUCCGUCUCCCCCUUUGUCGGCCCCGGCCUCGGCCCCUUGCUCGGCGGCUUCAUCAACUACAAUGUCGAUUGGCGCUGGACCUACUACGUGUUGCUCAUCUGGUCCUUUGCUCUCUUGCUGGCCAUUGUCUUUCUCGUUCCCGAGACAUACCACCCCAUCCUUCUCAGGAACAAGGCACGCGCGCUCCGGAAGCAGACCGGUGACGACAGGUGGACCGCACCGUCGGAGCGCGUCAAGAAGUCGGUCGCCCACGCCGUCGGCCUCUCCCUGCUGCGGCCCUUUCAGCUCCUCCUUUUCGAGCCCAUGUGCCUCAACCUGUGCCUCUUCUCGGCAAUCCUGCUCGGCAUCCUCUAUCUCUUCUUCGGCGCCUUUCCCCUCGUCUUCGGCAACAAUCACGGCUUCAACAUCUGGCAGACGGGCCUCGCCUUCCUUGGCAUCAUGGUCUCCAUGUUCCUGGGCGCCGCGACCGGUCCCUUGUGGCACCGCAUCCGCGCCCGCCUCAUUCGCAAGUACGAGCGCGAGACGGGGGUCAGCGGCGCCAGCGAGCCAGAGUUUCGCCUCCCGCCCGCCAUCUUGGGCUCCGUGCUGGCCCCUACCGGCCUCUUCAUGUUUGGCUGGUCCACCUAUCCGUGGGUGCACUGGAUCGUCCCCAUCAUUGGGUCUGCCGUCUUUGGAAUGGGAAACAUGCUCUUAUUCAUGGGCAUCUUUACCUUUCUGGUCGACGCGUACCCUCUGUACGCAGCAAGCGCACUCGCUGCCAACACAUUCGUUCGUUGCCUGUUUGCCGCGGCGUUUCCUCUGUUCGGGGAACAAAUGUACGAAAAGCUGGGUUAUCAGUGGGCGUCGUCUCUGCUGGCCUUUCUCACCGUGGCCAUGCUCCCCUUUCCGUACAUCUUCUUUCGGCACGGCAAGCAGAUUCGGCGUAAGAGCCGUUUUGCCAAAAGCUAGACUACUACUAGUACUAGACGCAUCAUGACGAUUUAGGGGGAGAUUGGGCAGAUGCGGUUUUGGACAACCCUUGGAGCCCACUGCGGUGUAGACCUACGAUGAAACAUUGUCUCAGUUGCAGGGUUCGCGGCGCCGGGGCGCGUGGUCGAGCAUGACAUGAACGCCCGUCGACGGCAGUUCGUCGUUGGUCGGUCAGCAACGCCAGACGACUGAAACAGCUAUGACGGCUGCCACUUGUAUAAGCCGAGAGAGAGAUGAGGCCGGAGAGAGAGGCGCGUCUCGGAAUAUUACUACUACUCCAAGUGCACAAUGCAGCGGAAUCACACAUCACGCAGAUAGGCUGACUGCGGACGUGCCUGUUCAGACUCGAGAAGGCCUGCUCGGACUACUGAGCCUGUGCCGUGCGGCCUGCUGCCUGGCCCCCCUGCGCGACGAGCCAUGCAAGGCGUCUGAGCAUCUGGCGACGGCGAGACGCGAGCACCUCUGGGUGGCCGUCGGUCACACGACACCAAGAUGGGCGCCUCGGCUCAUCAUUCCCCCACGCCAUGGCCUGACAAACAAGCCGUUUGCGUGCGCCUGAUCUGUGACGAGGAGAGGCAGCGACGGUGCUGAUGGGAAGUCGGUGUAGCUCAGGCCGGGGGCAGGCACGUCUUACCACUCGGUGCGUCGGAGCAGCAGCAGCACAUCACUCGCAUGCCUUGGUUUAUGGACGACGGGUCGACCAGAUGCGAUCCUCGACACCCACCCCUAUGCCUGUCGUAGCAACGGAGCACAACAUAUCUACUGCAGCUUAGAGCAGACUGGGGCAGCAGGGCAUGAAUGGCCUCGGCGAGGGGGGGUUGGUAACUUUUUGGCACAGCUGGAACUGACUGGGACGGACGCCUCGCAGGAGGCGCUCUCUCAUUAGCAAAUUUCUUUCAUUUCAUGUGUCCCCCAGCAGUGGGUGGCAGGUACACCGAACCAGCAGGCAUGCUGCUGCAUUGGACAGGGGGCUCAAAGUCAGGGUCAGGGAUAUGCGCUGCUGCCUCACAUGCCAGAGGGCAGCAAAACACGCGCGCAGCAUGUGGCCGUGUGCGAAUGGCUCACGACGGUCAACAUCACCACCAUGACGAUCCGAGCUGCGAUGCAACCACGGGACCCAAGAUGGAUCGGCACAAGAGCGAUGCGCGCCUCUUCUGUCGCAUAGGCGAGCACAAACAUGUGGGCAUCGCUGUAGGUCUCUCGGCGCAUGCGAUACUGGAUGUAUGUAGGUACUAUGUAAGUAGGUAAGUAUGUAUCGUAGGUGGGCAGGUAGCAGUGAUAAUUGCACUACCACUACGUUAUUGAUGGGAUCUGCGUGGAGCGGGCCGGAGGAGAUGAUGGAGGCGUGCGGCCAGAUUAGAUGGCGUCGGCAGCACCCAGCAGCGGACGCAUGCGUGCUCGGACUUGGUGCUCUCGAGCGUGGGGUGCGGGGUGGGGAGGAGGCGGCUGGAAAGCAUGGGGAAGACGUUCGGCUCGGUUCUCGGUUAUUUCCAGCCCCAUACUGGUACUACUAGCGUAGUAGGUAUUGGCGCUCGACGGGCCGUUGUGCGCGUAUGCGAGGUGGGCGGGCGUGACUCGAAGGGCUGGAUGCUGACCAGUGAUGGUGGUGAUGGUGGUGGUGGUGGUUGGAG
Purpureocillium takamizusanense is the source of this 3742-nucleotide messenger RNA. RefSeq lists its product as uncharacterized. Gene Ontology annotation, molecular function: transmembrane transporter activity. Gene Ontology annotation, biological process: transmembrane transport. The transcript is spliced from 6 exons. Gene Ontology annotation, cellular component: membrane. Bases 324 to 2090 code for a protein of 588 amino acids. NCBI's taxonomy places the organism in Eukaryota, Fungi, Ascomycota, Sordariomycetes, Hypocreales, Ophiocordycipitaceae. The record is from RefSeq and is a predicted model, not a curated record.